This is a messenger RNA of Branchiostoma floridae (Florida lancelet), 2593 nucleotides long. RefSeq lists its product as uncharacterized. The transcript is spliced from 2 exons. The record is from RefSeq and is a predicted model, not a curated record. Lineage: Eukaryota; Metazoa; Chordata; Leptocardii; Amphioxiformes; Branchiostomatidae. Bases 42 to 1709 code for a protein of 555 amino acids.
UAAGCAAGAAUGUUGAAAAGGAACUAUCAACUUUGAACCAGAUGCCUGAAAAAAAGGAAAAGCAAAUUACGGGAAAGGUUAAGUUUCGGCUGAAGGUCGCCCUGACAGAGACAGAGCUGAACGAAGAUUUUCUCAUAACAGCGCCGGGAAAUCAGCCCAUCAUAGAGGCUCUGCAGGGAGACACAAGACUUGACAAGAUCAAGAAGAAGCUUCCAAGGAUUUAUCUAUAUCCAUACGGUGAGAACAACCCGAUCAGGGGGGUACCGAACAUAGGCAGCCCCUGCAGUCUGAUAGAAGGUGGUAGAUUUGAGGCAAGGUUAGGAAAAGUUCAAAACCCUAACAAAAAUAGUGAGGAUGAGCUUGGGCUCAGUGGUAGGCAUAAGAUCUAUCUUGAUGCUAGAGAUCGACGUUAUAAGGCCAAGUGGCUUACCAAAGAACAUCCGAACACGUUUGAUUCCCCCAUUUUGGUUGAUUGCCUUCCCAGUGAUACACUUCUAUUGGCACUGCUUAGAGAUGAAAGGAUUAAAAGGGAUUGGGUGAGGUAUGCUGAACUAAUUUGCAAAGAUAGUACUGGGGAGAUUAACACUAAACUCACCGAUGAGUGUCGCUCUCAUGAUGGGAAGACCUUUGCAUGUCGAGUGCAUCCUAAAACAUUACAAGUUAGUGAUAAAGAAUGGGGAGAAGUGAUUGCACAACUAGACAACAGUCCUGAUGUAGCUAUUUCAGGUACUAGGGGGGACCUAGAUCUACAGGCAGAAAUAGCCAAAUCAGGCGAGGGCAGUGAGACGGAGAGUCUGCAGACAGAAUGGUUGGUUAUCCAACAUAGAAGCAAGAGUCAAGUUGCUGAGCUCUUGAAGUUGGACUUAGAGGAGAAAGAUUCACCUAUGUCAGAAGGGAAACGUAAGAAAAAAUUGGAUCGGUUUGUGAAGCCAUAUAGGCAUGAUUUUUGCAGUGCCAAUCCGGGCAUCCGUAUUUCAUUGAUGGAGAAAUGUUGUGAGUUGGGACGUUCUGUUGGGGUUCUUAAGAAAAAUGACCAUCGCUAUGGUACUUGCCUCCGACUUGGCUCCAAGUUUGUAUUGACUAAUAGGCAUGUAACAGAAGAAAUGGCAAAAGUGGGGGGUGAAAGUUUUGUUGAAUUCAACUAUAAAUCUUUAAAUGACCCAGACUUGUUCGAAUUCAAAGUGAAACGUGUUGUGUGUACCAGUCAAAAUAAUGAGUCAGAUCAUAGUCUUCUGGAGCUGGACGUUCCAGAUGACCAGUCUGAAAGGCUGCCUCCAGGGCUCGGACAUUUGAUAGCUUCAUCCAGCAAGGCAAAACUAGUGACAAUCAUUGGGCACCCAGGAGGUAGGCCCCAAGAAGCAAAUAUUUGCUGUCCCAUAGUAGGUUCAGAUCAUAAGAAUAUUAAAGCAAUUGCGGUUUAUUUGAACUUCAAUCCCGAGCCCACAGGGGGAGCAAAUUACCGCAUGGUGGAUGACCCUGGAAGAGUCACCUAUAGGUCAGUGUUUGGCCCGGGUUCCUCCGGGUCACCAGGGUUUGAUGAGGAGGGGAAACUCAUAGUUAUGCACACUUGUGGCUACCCGCUGUAUAAAGGGUCCUCAAGUUUGGUAGAGCAAGGUGUAAAGAUGACAGCCAUAAGGGACGACCUGGAACAAUAUGAUCAUGGUCUCUCAGCAGAGUUAUUCCCAACAGAGAGUAUGGAAACUGAUUGAGGAAAUGGAUGAUUUAAAAAAAAUGUUACAUAGAAUAUCUUCUGUAAUAUUUCAAAGACAUCUUUGAUACAAGCUUUGAGCAGUAGCAGGAAAGAAAAUGAAAUAAAUGGCUGAUGUCAGGUGCGGUGGGGAAUUGGAUCCAAUCGUGAGUGGAUUGCUUUACACAUUACCAAUGAGCAGUAACCAGAGUUAACUCUCUAAGAAGUUGCAGACAUUGUCAUGUAUACGUUAGAUGCUGACUAAGCAAUACACAAGUCUUAUUGUGUUGAUGUUUAAGAUAUUCUAUUCUGUACAUCCUGUAAAUCUACUUCUAUUGUGAAACUGGUAUACUUGUUUUUGAUAUUCAAAACAGCUGCAGAUAUUGGGAGUAGAUAUAACACUAAUCUGGUCCUUUGCAUAAACAUGAGCACAAGGUACCCCGUGAAGAAAACAAUCAUGAGGUUCUUCUUGAUUUGUACUAUUUGUCGUUCUAGUCAUCAUCAAAACUUCUCAAAAUGAUUUGAUAUAAACGUAAAAACAUUGUAAAUGCCAAGUGAAACUUUGAGAUACUGUACUAGUAUUUUGUUGUAACCUUAGAUAUUGCUGUCAUCUUACAUGUAACUUUUGAAAAAUGUGCCUUUUGGAAUACAUUUCUAAUGGGAGCCUUUUUACCUGUCUUGUACUACACAACGAAUGGUUAUUGCCAUACAAAAAGUAUGUGCCUUGCUGUAAUGUUUAUUCUACAGUUGUAUUUCUGACCAUCGAAUGGGCAGAUAAGAUUUUAGAUUCUGCGAUAUUUUAGAGCAUAAUUUACAAGAAAAGCAAUGCAAAAAAGUGUAAGUAUCUUAGUCCAUUUGUUAAACAUUUUAGUGAAAUGGUGUAGAAGCUCUAUUGCAGACAUUGUU